This is a messenger RNA of Nicotiana tabacum (common tobacco), 6760 nucleotides long. Lineage: Eukaryota; Viridiplantae; Streptophyta; Magnoliopsida; Solanales; Solanaceae. The record is from RefSeq and is a predicted model, not a curated record.
UUUUCUUUUUUAACUUUCUUGUGCUUUUUUUUUUCUCCUUAACAAAAAUCAAAAUGAUUAGUGUAUUUCAUGCACAUCUAAUUUAAUCCUAAUCACUGCCUCCAAUUUAUCAGCCACAACUUUAAUUCCACAUUCUUAUUAUUUUCUCUACAACCCAAAACAAAAUAUCAGAAAGAAAUUUUAACUGAAAUAACAAGUUUAAAGAAGAAGAAGAAGAAGAAGAAGAAGAAGAAGGAGGCGGUGGCCGGUGGUGGGUUCGGUGUAUAGAGGAUCUGAAAUUGGUUAUAUUCUGUUAACUGCUGGAAUUAGUAAAGCAAUUUUCAGUAUAUAUUGGAGACACAUACAUAUUGGUAGUAGCACGAGCAGUAGCAGAUGAUUAUUAGAUAAUGAUGAGCAUGAUAUCCUGGAAGUUGCAUUCAUGGAUACACCUGAAAAUAAGAAGCUCAAUGAGAUAGUUGACAUAGUAAAAUCAUGGAUCCCGAGAAGGACAGAGCAGGUGAGUGUGUCCAGGGAUUUCUGGAUGCCCGACCAGAGCUGUAGGGUAUGCUACGAGUGCGACUCUCAGUUUACUGUAUUUAACCGCAGGCAUCAUUGUCGUCUCUGUGGCCGAGUUUUCUGUGCCAAAUGUGCAUCAAACUCUGUUCCUAUCCCAAAUGAGGAGCCCAAGGCUGGCCGGGAAGAUGGAGACAGGAUAAGAGUAUGUAACUUCUGUUUUAAGCAGUGGCAGCAGGGGUUAGCCACGGUUGAUAGUAGGAUGAACCUUUCUAGUCCAGGCCUCAGCCCAUCUCCUUCUACCACAAGUUUGGCCAGCAACCAGUCGGGCUGUACUUGUAACAGUGGUAGCAGUGGCAGUUCAACUAUUUACCCUACCGGGCCAUAUCAGCAUGUAACAUGCAGAUCAUGCGAAAGCGCUUCUCAAUCAGUUCAGAUGGGUCCUACUGCUCUCCAGUUAGACCAAGAAACAUCUCCGGGGAAUCCAGAUUUUGGUCAUUUUGUCUCUUGCUACAGGAGUGAUGAUGAGGAUGAUAAUUAUGGUGUUUGUGGAUCACAUUCGGAGCCAAGGCACUUUACUCCACCAGAUGUCUAUUAUGGUGCUUUCAACUACAAGGAGAUGAAUAAUAUUUGUGGACCAAGCAAUGCACAACCUGCUGAAAUUGAAUCAAAUAGUGUAAAUUCUUCAUUAUUGGCAGAGAAAAGUGAAUGGCAUAACUCAGAAGGGAUGAAAGAGGUUGGGAAUGAAGCAGAUACUUGUAUCAAUGGUAUCGGGCGUGAAGGUCCUCCUCCCUGUGUUGUGAAUGAUACAGAUAAUGCACCUGUUGACUUUGAGAAUAGUUAUUUACUCUGGUUGCCACCAGAGCCAGAAACAGAGGAGGAUGACAGAGAAUCUCUUUUAUUUGACGAGGAUGAUGAUGGUGGUGAAGAAGCCCAAGGGGAGUGGGGUUACAUGGAUUCAUCGUGCAACUUAGCUGGUGGAGAGUACCAUAGUAGGUAUAGGUCAACCGAAGAGCAUAGAAAUGCCAUGAAAAAUGUAGUUGAUGGACAUUUUAAAGCUUUGAUUGUGCAGCUUUUGCAAGUUGAAAACAUUCCUCCAGCUGAGGAGGAUAAUAAAGAGAGUUGGUCGGAGAUAAUCACAUCUUUAUCCUGGGAAGCUGCUACACUCCUAAAGCCUGACAUGAGUCAAAAUGGAGGAAUGGAUCCUUGUGGAUAUGUGAAGAUUAAAUGCAUUGCCUGUGGACAUCGUAGAGAAAGUAUGGUGGUUAAAGGUAUUGUUUGUAAGAAAAAUGUGGCGCACCGGCGAAUGACCUCAAAAAUAGAUAAGCCUAGACUCCUACUCCUUGGAGGAGCACUGGAAUAUCAACGGGUGGCUAACCAUUUGUCAAGUUUUGACACUUUAUUGCAGCAGGAAAUGGACCAUCUAAAGAUGGCUGUUGCAAAGAUUGAUGCUCAUCAUCCAAGCAUUCUGUUAGUAGAGAAGUCAGUAUCUCGAUUUGCGCAGGAAUACCUGCUUGCGAAAGACAUAUCUCUGGUUCUCAAUGUGAAGCGGUCACUUUUAGAGCGUAUUGCCCGUUGUACAGGUGCACAAGUAGUCCCUUCAAUUGAUAAUCUUACAACGCCAAAGUUAGGGUACUGUGAUUCGUUCCAUGUUGAUAAGUUCGUAGAAGAGCAUGGUAGUGCUGGGCAAGCUGGAAAAAAAUUGACAAAGACCUUGAUGUUUUUCGAGGGAUGCCCAAAACCAUUUGGUUGUACUAUUUUGCUCAAGGGCGCCAACGGGGAUGAUUUGAAGAAGAUAAAACGUGUUAUCCAGUAUGGAGUUUUUGCUGCUUAUCACCUGGCUCUGGAGACAUCUUUUCUUGCUGAUGAAGGUGCAUCCUUGCCAGAGCUCCCCUUGAAGUCCCCAAUUAAAGUUGCAUUGCCUGAUAAACCAUCAACUAUUCAAAGAUCCAUUUCUAUGAUUCCUGGUUUCUCUCUACCCAUAGCCCAGAGACCGCUCGAUCACCAUUGCCUUGGCAUGUCAUCUCAUUCCUCAACCAACUUGUUGUCUGGUAUCACAUCAUCAUCCAACAAUACUCCAAUGCUUGUUGAACAAUCAAGUUUCCCUGAAGGUUCUAACUCAUUAGCUAGUGCUACAACUGCCUCAAAUAAGGUAGACCUUUCUGAUUGUCUUAAUUCCUCUCAUCAUUCAAGGCUUCAGUUCUCAGAUCAAGCUGAUGAGAGGAAUAAAAUGGCUCCAAAUGACCCUCAUGAAGAAUCUCCACUGGACAGAGGUGAAGUUGCAGGAAAUGAUUAUAUACCGAAUUUUCCUAGCAAUGCUUUGAGGGAUGCUGGUAGCCUUUCUCAUGUUGUGGAAAGUUCACGCACUACUCACUUAACUUCAGAAUUGUUGCUACCGGAAUUUGGUAAUAGUUACUUUGAGGAAUUAGGCUCACUGAAGCAAGAGUUUCCUUCCUCAUCUUCCGAUCAGCAGAGUAUUUUAGUCUCCCAUUCAACACGCUGUGUUUGGAAAGGAACUGUUUGUGAGCGCGCUCAUAUUUCUCGAAUAAAAUACUAUGGACUCUCUGAUAUGCCUUUGGGCCGUUUUUUACGGGACCAGCUGUUUGCUCAGAAUUAUAGGUGUCCCUCAUGUGAAAUGCCGCCAGAAGCACAUGUUCGUUGCUAUACUCAUCGGCAAGGCAGCCUCACAAUUUCUGUAAAGAACCUACCUGAACGUAUCUUGCCAGGAGAACGGGAAGGAAAGAUAUGGAUGUGGCACAGGUGUCUGCGAUGUCCUCGGACCAAUGGUUUCCCUCCUCCAACCAGGAGAGUAUUGAUGUCUGAUGCUGCUUGGGGAUUGUCAUUUGGGAAAUUUUUGGAACUCAGUUUUUCAAAUCAUGCAGCAGCGAGCAGGGUCGCAAGUUGUGGUCAUCUUCUUUUUUUUUGGAUUUAUUUCUGUGAUGGCACCACUAAGUUUUUUUUUUCUUUUUUCCUUGUUGCCCUAGCAAUGGUUUGUUCUGCACUUGAUAUUUGGUUUUGUUGCCUCAGGUUUGGGACAAUGGUAGCUUGUUUUCGAUAUGCUCCUAUUGGUGUUUAUUCUGUAUUUCUCCCACCUCCAAAGCUAGAAUUUAGCCAUGAUAAUCACGAGUGGAUUCAGAAAGAAGGUGAUGAGGUGCACAGCAGGGCGAAUGCUUUGUUUGCUGAGGUGUCCAAAGCUCUUCAUGCAAAGUUGGAAAAAGUUUCUGUUGAUAGUAGCCUGAAAGCACCGAAUAUAAGUGAGCAGAUUGUAGCGAUGGAAGAAAUAUUAGAGAAGGAGAAAACUGAGUUUGAGGGAUUGUUAUGCAGGGCACUUAGUGGGGAGGUCAAAGUUGGUCAGCCUGCAGUUGACAUCCUUGAGAUAAAUCGACUCAGAAGGCAGUUGGUUUUUCAUGCUUAUCUAUGGGACAGACGCUUGAUACAUCUUUCCAGUUCUCAUGGUAAAAAUUCCCAAACUCAGGGCAGUUUGACACCACAACUGAAGGAGAAAUGCUUCAGCUCUAGCGAGGAACUUUCUGAAAGGAAUACAAUUCCGAGACCUGGCAAAAGCUUAGGUAGCUGCGAUUCAGUUCUUCAGAAUGUGAAGACUGAAAUAACAUCUAAUGAAGGAAGAGACAGUCAGAUUCCUCAUGGGGUUCAUGAAAGAUUGAAUAUUGAUGAGAACUUAUCUCGUGGGAAAGACGCUGAGGUUUUUUGUUCUAUAAGAACUACAGGAGGUGGAAAUGUACUGGAACCUGGAAAAAAUGUCAGAAGUGUACUUUCAGAUGGAAAGUUCCCUUCUGUGGAAAGUUUAUCUGACACUCUUGAUGCUGCAUGGACUGGUGAAGGCCACCUGGCUAUUAAGGAGCAUAACAGUGCAUUUCCAGAUUCUUUCCUUGUAGAUUCUUCUGCUUUGACUGGAGUUGCAGCAAACUCAGACGUCGAAAGGUCUAUGUGUGGCAAAAGCGGGGCUGUAACACCUCAUUUAUCUGCAAAGUCUGAUAAUGCAGACUACUUGACCUGGGCAACGGCACAUUUUUCAAAUUUCUAUCGUUCCUUCAACAAGAAUAUCACAUCAGAUCCACAAUUUGUUGGUAAAUUGGGCGAGCAUAAUCCUGUUUAUAUCUCGUCAUUUAGCGAAUUGCUACAUCAAGGUGGUGCCAGGCUGCUGAUGGCUGUUGGUGUUAGUGACAUUGUUGUGCCAGUUUAUGAUGAUGAGCCAACAAGUAUUAUCUCAUAUGCACUUGUCUCACCAGAUUACCACAAUCAAAUGUCAGAUGAACCUCAAAAUCUGAAAGAUCACAAAUCUUCAGCGUCUCUGCCGUUUCUAGAUUCAUUAAAUUUACUUUCACACUCGUCUGUGGAUGAAGUUUUUUCGAACUCUUCAAGAAGUUUUGGAUUUACAGAUGAAAGCAUGUCAUCGAGUUUUAGUUCUCGCAACUCAAACAUGGAUCCACCUGCAUAUAUUAAUGCUUUGCAUGCCCGAAUAUCUUUCUCAGAUGAUGGACCUCUGGGAAAGGUUAAGUACACAGUCACCUGUUAUUAUGCAAAGCAUUUUGAGACCUUAAGAAAGUCUUGUUGCCCCUAUGAAUUAGACUUCAUACGGUCCCUUAGCCGAUGUAAAAAAUGGGGUGCACAGGGUGGCAAGAGCAAUGUUUUCUUUGCCAAAACCUUGGACGACCGAUUUAUCAUCAAGCAGGUAACAAAGACAGAGUUGGAUUCAUUUAUCAAGUUUGCACCAGCUUACUUUAAGUAUUUAUCUGAAUCGAUAGCUAGUGGGAGCCCAACUUGCUUGGCAAAGAUUUUGGGGAUCUACCAGGUUACAUCAAAGCAUCUCAAAGGGGGGAAAGAAUCAAGAAUGGAUGUGCUUGUUAUGGAAAAUCUUCUUUUUAAGCGCAACAUCACUAAACUGUAUGACCUCAAAGGGUCUUCUCGAUCACGCUAUAAUCCAGAUUCAAGUGGAAGUAACAAAGUUUUGCUUGAUCAGAACUUAAUUGAAACGAUGCCAACUUCUCCGAUUUUUGUGGGAACGAAGGCUAAGCGGCUGCUGCUGAGAGCUGUGUGGAAUGAUACUUCAUUUCUAGCUUCAAUAGACGUGAUGGAUUACUCGUUACUGGUCGGAGUGGAUGAGGAAAAGCACGAACUGGUGCUUGGUAUUAUUGAUUUCAUGAGACAGUAUACAUGGGACAAACAUCUUGAGACGUGGGUAAAGGCUUCAGGCAUUCUAGGUGGACCAAAGAAUUCAUCCCCAACAGUGAUUUCUCCAAAGCAAUACAAAACGAGAUUCAGGAAAGCAAUGUCGACAUACUUUCUGAUGGUGCCAGAUCAAUGGUCUUCAUCAACAGGCAUUUCUAGUGGAUCCCAAGCCAAUCUAUGUGAAGUCUCAAGCGGGCCUACAUGAAGUGAUCCUUAAAUAUCAGAUCAGAAAAUUUGCAAGAUAUUUGCCCCGAGUGGUCUUGGUAUAAUUCUAUUCAACCUUUCUUAUGCAUGAGUUUUGUAUAUUUUGUGUAGGAACAUGUUGGAUAGUUACUUCAUGAAGUUACUUCACACCAAGAAUCUCUAUUUUUUGGGCAUUUCUGCAACUGUCUAAGCUCUUGUACAGACAAUAGUGUUUCUUCUUUUUCUUUCUCCCUAUGGUUUGAGAUGAAGAAAGGGUCUCCAGUGGAUUGUCCGAGGAAACAUAUCGCACCCCCUCCCCCAUGUUGGUUUUCUAGUUUUCAGGAACUUGAUACGUCCAUUUUGAUGCUCAAUUGAAGAUCUUGGUAUAUUCAUGUGUUUCAAUGAGAAUGGGAGGCUUUUGACAACGGCUGUUAUGGUAGCAGUAAGAGGGAAUAGAAUUUUAUCUAGAAGCUGAGUCCUAAAAUUAGAUGCCAUUCAAGAUUUGUGCACGCUUGAGAUGAUUAAACUCUCUCUUCAAAGAGUAUUUCUUAUUGGGAUUCUUGCCCUCUUCCUAUUUUGCGCCCUUUACUUGAAUCAGUUGUUAUGUCUUUUCUACUUGCAAUAUAUUCAGAAACUGUUCGAGGGUUUUGUUCCCCACUCGAGAAAAUCCAGGGGCUUCAUGUCACUGAUGCAAUAGAGCUUCUGCAGAUUUUACAUUUGCAUCUAUACUUACUGUAUCUUAUGUAGCAAAUGGAGAUAGAAAUGUGCUACUGUGCAGAAUAGAUUACAAUUAGUUUCUAAUAGUGAAUGCUCGUUCAAAGUCAUAUCUUUAACUGUUAUCUUGGUGUAUUUCUGGUUGUGAAUACUCGUUCAAAGGUCAUAUCUUUGGUUGUUA